AUGGCCAGAGGCUCCGUUGGAACACUACUGGCCAGUACACAUUACGUCUGGUAUGGGAAGAUUUCAGCAAGGAUGAAGACCAGUGCUGGCGCUGGUGUAGUCACUGCUUUCAUUCUCUUGUCCGAUACUAAGGACGAAAUCGAUUUUGAGUUCGUCGGUACCGAUUUACUAACAGCACAAACCAACUUUUAUUCCUUGGGCAUAACAAAUUACGACAAUGGCGCGAACGCUACCAUUUCAAGCGACUCCAUGGUCAACUACCACGACUACGAGAUCGAUUGGACUCCGGAUCAACUUACAUGGUCUAUCGAUGGCAAACAGGUUCGAACCCUGAAGAAGAGCGAUACGUGGAACUCGACCUCAAACAGAUUCUCAUAUCCCCAAUCUCCCGCUCGAGUGCAGCUAUCCUUGUGGCCCGCUGGCCUGCCAACAAACCCACAAGGAACCAUAAAUUGGGCAGGUGGCGAGAUUAGCUGGAACUCGCCGUAUAUGACCAAUGGAUAUUACUAUUCGCAAUUUGACAGUGUCAGCAUUGACUGCUACGACCCACCCUCCGACGCAAAGGGCAAUGGUAAGACAUCCUACAAAUUGACAAGCAAGAAUGCGAAUGAAGGCGACUUUGAAAUCACUGACGACCCAACUGUGCUCGGCUCGUUCCUUGCUUCAGGUCUCGAUAUGGAUCUCGGAGCAUCGGCUAGUGUGAGUGCAGGAGCCAGCAAAACAGCAAACACUGUGCCAGGUAUGAGUGGUGUUGGUCCAGGUAACGACAACCAUGCAGGAGACUCGAGCAGCUCAAGCACGGCACCGGGUUCGCAAUCCACUUCAUCUGGUAGUGGAGGAUCUGGAGGAUCAGGCGGAUCAGGAGGGUUCGUACAAGACGGCUCAAGCUCAGGCUCAAGCGGUGCUUCGUCGAACGUGCAGCCCGAGCAUGUGCUCAGUGGAAGUCUGUUUGCAGUGGUUGUGGCUAUCAUAGGGUUGUGCAUAUUGUGA
Molecule: messenger RNA, 990 nt
Organism: Lithohypha guttulata
Lineage: Eukaryota; Fungi; Ascomycota; Eurotiomycetes; Chaetothyriales; Trichomeriaceae
Gene: UTR2
Product: putative glycosidase CRH2
Exons: 2
Coding region: 1-990 (329 amino acids)
Biological process (GO): carbohydrate metabolic process
Molecular function (GO): hydrolase activity, hydrolyzing O-glycosyl compounds
Source: RefSeq, a predicted model, not a curated record